Stegodyphus dumicola is the source of this 2285-nucleotide messenger RNA. Its product is annotated as sequestosome-1-like. Gene Ontology annotation, molecular function: K63-linked polyubiquitin modification-dependent protein binding; zinc ion binding; protein kinase C binding. NCBI's taxonomy places the organism in Eukaryota, Metazoa, Arthropoda, Arachnida, Araneae, Eresidae. The record is from RefSeq and is a predicted model, not a curated record. Gene Ontology annotation, cellular component: amphisome; aggresome. Gene Ontology annotation, biological process: aggrephagy; endosome organization; mitophagy.
CAGCUGGACUUCAGGUGGAACAAGUAAACGUUCGAUUCAGCUGCGUCAUUUAUGGUCUGCAUCACCAUUCCUUGAAUCACACAUAAGGAAAGUUCUUGAAUACUGUAGAACGGUUCGAUUGCAUCAGUUUUCGCAAUUUGUAACAAGUAUAUAAACAUUUCUUGAAGACUGAUUGUUAUUAUUUUGCUUCUGAGAGAAGUCUGAACGUUAAUCGGUUGUAUUGCCUCUAUUGGGAAGAAAGUUUUCAAACAUGGUUCAUGUUAUUAAAGUAUAUUAUGAUUCUGGAAAUGGGAUUCCAGAAAUUAGGAGACUGGCAGUUUGCAGUGAUGUUUUGACUAAAUUUGUAUUUUUGGAACAGAAAAUUCUGGAACUUUAUCCUGUUCUUAAGGAUAAAAGCUUUCGGAUUGCAUGGAAAGAUUCAGAUGAUGAUUUAAUUCAAAUGUCAAGUGAUCCUGAAUUAGCUCAGGCAUUAGCUAAUGCUGAAGAUGGUUUGAUAAAGUUAUAUAUUACUUUACAACCAAUGCCAAGUAUUCCAGUUGCUGGAGCUGCUGAAGUUAAUAAUGCUGCUAAGACAAACGAAGCUAAUGCUGCUAAAAGAAAUGAAGAAGUUCAUCCUUUUGUAAAAUGUGAUGGAUGUAAUAACAGUGUUAAAGGUUACCGUUAUAAGUGUCUUGAGUGCAAAGAUUUUGAUUUAUGCUCCUCCUGCCAUGCUGCUAACAAGCAUCCUGAACACGAUAUGCUUAAAUUGACAAGACCUAAUUCUGUUUCACGUGAAUGGGUGUUUCCUGGUGCUAGACAUAUGUGGCGUGGUAUGUUUGGUCAUUGCCCUAAAAGAUUUCACUCUUUCCAUUCUAUGAAAGAAAAUUCUGCAAAAAAGGAUGAUCAACAUCAGAAAUCAGCUGAUAACAAGUCAGAAGAGCAUCAAAAGCCAGCCGAUAUUUUUGAUAUUUUUGGAACUCUUCUGGGGGAAAAUCCUGGGAGUGCUAUAUCAAAAAUGGCUGAAUUGUGUCAACACCAAUUGCUGGCUUUGAGUAAAGUAGCUGAUGUAGAUGUUAAUGUGAAGUGUGCAUUUAAAAAGUCAGAGGAUGAUGAACAAGCAGCUAAAGAUACUGGUAAUGAUGAAGAUGCUAAAGAAGAGAAUGCAGACAAAUCUAAAGCUGAAAAUGAUGAUGUGAUAGUGGAAUCAGACGGAAUCAAACUUGAAAAUAAAUUUGAAGGUGAAGGCAACAAAAUUCCACUUGAAUCCCAACUGGAGACAGAACUCAAUAAAUCAGAUCAAAAGGUACAAGAGAGUGCUGCAAGUGGAGAUGAUAAUAACACUUCAAGUGUCAGACCAAAAGUUAUCAGUUUGGGUUUUUCGCCUGAAACUGAUAAAUAUGGAAAUGAACAGUUGUCAAGCUCUGCUUUUAAACCUGUUGCUGGAGGAUUAUUUGCACCAGAAUCAGGAAACUGUGAUGACUGGACAUUGCUUAAUAAAGAUGAUGCUGAUAAACAUGCAAAACCAUCUUCAGAAUCUGCAGAUGACAGCUGUGUUAAGAAAAAGAAACAGGAACUGAAACAAGAUGGUGAUUUUGAUGUGCGUUCUGAAGAUCCUAAAAUAGCUAAUGCUUUGAUGAAAAUGAAAGCCAUGGGUUUUACCAAUGAAGGAGGAUGGCUUGAACGACUUCUUAUUACAAAAGAAGGGAACAUCAAUGAUGCUCUAGAUGCUUUGUAUCCGAACAGUCAGAGACAUUAGAUUUCUCUGUUGGUCUAUAUAAAAUAUGGCAUUUUCAAAUAUUUCCUUUUUUUUUUUUUAAAUUUCUUUUACUGUAUGGAUAAAUUUAUGUGAAUAUAAAGGGUAAAUUUAUCAUUUUAUUGAAACACUGUAUUACAAAAUAUUGAACACAUACAGGGAUUUAUGUAAUCUGUGUAUCAAAUCCUCUAUAUCAGUGUAGCAAACUGUAUCAAUGUUACAAAUUGUGUAAUUGUUUGAUAUAUGUUUAUGCCACAGCAUUUCUGUUUUAUCUGUGCAACAGUGUUUCUGUUUUAUCUGUGCAACAAUGUUUCUGUUUUAUCAUUAUUCUGUGAUUUAUGAAGCACAUAUGUCUUUAAAAGUAUUUGCAGUUAAAUGUAUAUUGAGUCAUUGUCAUUAAGAUUUUGAAUAUUUACAAACCAAUCUGUUGUUGAACUUGUUACUUAUGUUUUAUUGAACAUAUCCUUUAUAUAUCUCAUUCAUAUAGUUAAUUCUUAUGUUUUAACACUUGAUGUUAUCUUUUUAUUGAUUAAAUAAAUGUACAAGUAAAAUA